UAGAUAUCGAAUGUAAAUAUAGAAGGUGUGUGUAAUUAUUGAAUGUUCAGGUAGAUUGAAUGGCUGCAGUGCUUUCAAAAGAGCUGAUACAAUGUUGAAGGCAAUGAAUGGCUGCAGAUGUGACUGAAGCUUUUUCCACCUACAGAAAUUUACAGACCCGUUUUCAUCAUCCAACCAAUGUUUCCUCUCAUGGUAGCUCAUCUAAUCUAUCAACAACCUCAGAUAGCACCGAAACCGGAUCUACAGGAGACUCAAAACAUACCGGGGAUUCUCGAUCGACUUUUGAAAUCGGAGAUGACGGCGACACUGUGCUCGGAGGCGAAAACAGUAUCAGUUCCCCGGAAAAUUGCGUCUAUUUCGUGACAAGCAAACCAGAAGGCAAGCUACUUUAUCUAGAUACCAAUUCAAAAGCUCUACAGGAAUUCCCAAACAUUCCAGAAGAUUCUAGUACUCGUGAGUCUGGUGGAUCUCUAAAUAUCAUAUCGUGUUGUCCACAGAAACAUUCCAUUUGGGCUCUGACGGACGAUGGAUCUGUUUACAUGUACCAGUUUCCGACCACUUCUAGAAUCAGACAUCAAGUACACACCUAUGAGAAUCAGAGAUACAGGCCAUUUAUGGGAGGAUGGACGUCGAAGUUACUGGCGCUUGACAGGUACCCGUGGAGCAGCAAAGGUGGUCAUAAGUCGCUUCCCAAAGACUCCUUCCGUCUCCUUAGUCCAGAUUGUUGGCAGUGGGAGGGAGCGUGGAAGUUGGCCGUGGUAGUCGACGGACAAGCCACCGAAAAAGAUGGCUGGCAGUUCGCAGGAAACUUCACCAGUGCUGCUUUUGGAGCUCAAGGAAUGCUGACUGCGGUUCGAAGGAGAAAAUGGGUUCGAUACAUGACCUUCUCCAAGUACAGCCAAUGGUUCAAAAUCGAACUGCCAUCUAAAAUUUCAACCUCAUAUCCGAUUCAGCCAGGCUCAAAUUCUUCUAAGAACUUCAAAAGGGAAGUUGUUUGUCUGUCUGUCGGUGGAUCCAGACUCAACGGAGCAGUUAAAGGUCAUCUGUCAGUUUGGGUUCUGACUUCAGAUAACCGACUUUUGUUUCGUGAAGGUGUUUGUGCCACGAGACCUGAAGGCAGUCACUGGCGUGUAGUCGAAUCCUUGAUUGAAUCUAUCAACCAAAUUACAGUAGGACCAUCUGGGGCGACUUGGAUUGUAACGUGGAAUGGGAAUCUGUUGGUCCGUAAAGAUGUCAACGCAAGGAGUCCCUGGGGAUCCAAGUGGAUAACUCUAGUGGCAAGCGAAGACAAAGUUGUCCCUAGGUUUCAGAGAGUGAGUCUUGGAGAGAAGAGUGCGUGGGCUAUCUCUGCUAAUGCCCAAAAGGUAUACUACUUGCCGAACAUCGAGGCUAAAUUCAUAGACUACAAGUGGAUACCAGUUGUAGGAGACAUGUUUGGAGUGUAUGUCGGCUUAAACAACCAAGUAUGGGCCGUGCCUCUUCUAGAAAGAUCUGGAAUAUUCUUCAGAGAUAAAGUGAACACGGAAGAAAUAUGCGGUCGUGGAUGGAAGAAAAUGGAAAUCGAUUUCAAUGACGUCAUUUCCUGUGGGUCCAAUGGAGAUAUUCAGCAAUCAUCAAACAGUAUCAUUAGUGAACGCACAACUUGUAAAAUUAGAGAGGUUUCGCCCACAUCCUUUGAGUGGGAUCCGGCUACAGCUUUCAGUUGCUUUUCGAAGUCUGCCAAAUUUAAUAUUCAGCCAAAUCUUCGCAAUGAAAUAGUGGCGAAACUUCUUUCCAUUAAAUUGAAACAAGAGGUUCCGUUUGCUUCUAAAACAGAGUACGUGAGAAAUCAAAUCGUGGAAUCUAAUGGCAGUGUAAUUGAGAAUAGAGAACGACUUAGCAGAGAGGUAUCUACAGAUAUUAUUCUCUCGAAAAAUAGGCUGAAAAUUGCAGAUACGUUCUCAAAAUGUCAAGUAUCAGUGAGAUCACAGAACGAUACAAACGAUGAGUUUCUCCAUUUCCAGUUUCAGGAAAAUGACGAAAAUUCUGCUUUUAUUGAAUUAUCCAAAAUAGUUUGCGUGAGACAGAAAAACGAUCUUGACAAUCCAACUUUGAUUAUUAAUUUCGUGCCUUAUACGACCAAUUCAGGUGUGUUUCAUGUUAUCUUUCAGACAUUCAAAGACUUAUUCUUGUGGGAAGAAGAUUUGAGGGUUUUCCUGGAGAUAUCCCAAAAACAAGCAAACUCAGAAAGUAGCAUAUCGCAUGAAAAGUUUGAAAAUCCAAUGUUUUUCAUUGAUAACUUGGGAAGUUCUUUCGUUCAUUUUCCUUUGAAAGACUUCACAAAAACUAUAACCUGGGAAGCGAUGGCUGGCCAUUGGUCGAAGAUAAUUUGUUUUGGUGAGCUGAUUUUUGGCCUAACAGAUGACAAAUCUGUUUGGGUAAUGGCAAACCAUGAACUGAAAAGAGACCAAAAUGGUUCUUUCACGGAAAACCAGACAGAUUCUAUUGCAGUGACGGUUUUUGAAAUAGAAACGUGGAACGUUGCUAUCGGAUACCGAGGAAAGUACUUUGAAUGCAUUCCCAAGACCUUCUGGAACGAAGGUAUGGCUUUAAAAAGACCGGAAUGCCUGAAAGAUCUAAGCUGCGUCCAGUUACCGAACACUCGAUGGGAAUGGAAUAGCGAAUGGUUUGUGGAUUAUUCAUUUGCUGAUCGAGAUGGAUGGUCCUACGGUUGGGACCUGGAGAACCCUGGAUGUUUUCAUGCCGUCCCUGCUAGAGGAGAUAUUUACAGAAGGCGGCUGCAUAAAAGAUUGUGUACAUUCAAGCAGAAAAGUGGUUGGCGAAUUCUUAAUAGAAAACCAGCGAUUGUAGAAAUGGCGGCUAGUAACAUGAAGAGCAAGCGAGGAACGUUACUGGACGAGUUAUCCCAGUCGAAAGUGUCUAAAUGCUUCUCGUCCAAAGAUUCAAUGUCAUCAUCUGAGCAUUCUAACAGUCAUGCUAACAGGUCCUCCUCGAACUUCUGGGCGUUGGACGAGGAUGGCAAUGUGUUCUGUGCUAUGUUUGACUAUGACAAGGUGGAUGGCAAUGUGAGCGGGGAGGAGAGAUGGGAUUGGAGUGAGUGCAUCAAGUGGAGACCAUUACUGCCGACACUGACCCAACAGGUGGACAACCAUCAGAUGAUGUCCAUCACGGCACUGGACUACUCGGGAGGGCAGAUGCUGGUGGGUUUGAGCAAUGACGGCAUCACUCUCAUCUUCUGUUACCGGGACUACUUCAACCCAGUCGAUGGACCCCCUGGCAUAGUGGAGCCCAAGAAGAGACACAAGAAGCUGCAGAGGGUCUGUGCAGGGGGCGACAGGUGCACUCUGCUGGUAAUAGACUGUUACAAUACCCUCUGGAUCAGAGAUGGAACCAGCUGGGAGUUCCCAGAAGGACAAAGCUGGUCCAAACUACUCAACAACGUCACUGAUGUCACUGUGGACUUGGACAACACCAUUUGGGUUAUCAUGUCAUCAUACGAUGGUCGCGAUGGAGUCAUGGCCCUACUCUAUAAUAUCUCAAGUGGUCAUAACUACUUGCAAUGCGCUCACCACAUGGUCGCAGCACCCAAAUUGAGCCUGAACAAGAAGUUUGAAUUGAGAAUUGUACUUGGUCCAAAUGUGAAGCAUAUUUCGAGUCAGUCUUUUACUUGCAACACAUAGUGACUUAAUUUUUCAGUUAUGAUUCAGAUGAAUUUUUCAUUUCACAAUUUCAAAAUCAAAUAAAAUGGUGCUGAGUUUUUCUAUUUUUAUUCUGCAAAAAUACUUAUGCCCAUCUAUUAUUUUCAUCUAGAAGCUCUUUAGAGCUGCUAUGUAUAAUUUUCGUUUUGAACUAUUAGACCUCUAAAUUGUUACCACUUAGAUUCAGGUUUGUUGUAGCUUUGUUGCUGUUUUGCAAUUAGUUUUGAUUCGUUCAACUUAUUAAUCAUCUACGGGCCGAACAAAGAAAAUUAAACACAUGUGAUUAUGAUUAUUUAAGCUUACUUAAUAU
This is a messenger RNA of Symsagittifera roscoffensis, 4008 nucleotides long. RefSeq names its product tectonin beta-propeller repeat-containing protein 1-like. The coding region runs from base 108 to 3680 and encodes 1190 amino acids. Gene Ontology annotation, cellular component: membrane. The record is from RefSeq and is a predicted model, not a curated record. The transcript is spliced from 8 exons. Lineage: Eukaryota; Metazoa; Xenacoelomorpha; Acoela; Convolutidae.